This is a messenger RNA of Lachancea thermotolerans CBS 6340, 3060 nucleotides long. RefSeq names its product Met18p (gene MET18). The coding region runs from base 1 to 3060 and encodes 1019 amino acids. The transcript has a single exon. Gene Ontology annotation, cellular component: cytosolic [4Fe-4S] assembly targeting complex. The record is from RefSeq and is a predicted model, not a curated record. Gene Ontology annotation, biological process: iron-sulfur cluster assembly. Lineage: Eukaryota; Fungi; Ascomycota; Saccharomycetes; Saccharomycetales; Saccharomycetaceae.
AUGUCACACUCGUAUUCCUCGCAGAACCUACGGGCGGAUGUGGUAUCCAUAAUUGCAAACGUUGAAUCUGAUGAAGCUAAAGCUCUUGAGCUAUCGAAGAAAGUUGCUUUGAAGGUUAGUGAAGGCCAGCUCAAAUUAGUCGAGUUAGUCAUUUGCUUAAGAGAAUAUAUCACUUCCCCAGAGCAGAUUGAAAGACAGCAUGCCCUGCACUGCCUUUCUACGAUUCUGGGGGAGUUGCCUAAGCAUACGCUAUUGAAAAACGAUGUUUCGGUUAUUCUCGACUUCUAUUUAGGUAAAUUCGAUGACAUUUACUGUAUGAAAGAGACCUUGUAUGGCCUAAGUCACAUUGUCAACAUGAAAUGCUUUUACAGUAACCAGGUUUCUUCUGUACUGAAGCCACUGAAGGAUGAUUACCAAUCUACUCAGUAUCUCGCUGCAACGCGCUAUUACGCGUUCCUGGUUUUGCAACAUCUGCUAGAAAAGUUCCGAGAAUCCAUGUCAACCAACCUACCGUUAAACAACUUAUUCAUUGAAACAUUUUUAUCGAUUGCAGGAGGCGAAAAAGACCCUAGAAAUUUGCUGAUUUCCUUCCAUCUAAACUCCGCUAUCAGUUCCGCUUUAGAAAACAUUUCUCAGUAUAAGGAAGACCUUUUUGACACUUUGUUUUGUUAUUUCCCUAUCACUUUCAAACCACCCAAAAAUGAUCCUUACAGAAUCACCAACAUUGACUUGAAGGUCGCACUACGAAGUGCCAUAUCAGCUAGCCCUUAUUUCGAAGAAGACGCAUUUGGGAAUCUAAUUGACAAAAUGACCGCGUCUUCUCCAAGUGUGAAGAAUGACACUUUGUUGACUAUGAAAGCAUGCAUUGAAAGAUUUGGAGGCGAGGCUUGUAUUAAGAAUUGGGUACCCAUCUGGAAUGCUCUGAAGUUUGAGAUAAUGAACAACGUGGACGCUGAUGAAUCUGUGACUGAAAGCAACGAACCAGAAUUUAAUAACUAUGAAGAAUCCUUAAGAAUAAUAACAUCGAUAUCAGCUCAACUCCUCAACCUCAAAGAAGGUGCGUUUGACAAGUUCCAAAGCCACAUAUUUGAUGAGCUUGAGCCUAAUUUCAAGUAUGAAAAAGACCUUAAGCAGAGCUCUGCCAUCCUGGCGGCGGUGGCGAGAACGAAUGUCACAAGCUUCAACAAAGUAAUGGAUGACGUUUUGAAACUGUUUUUUGAUAACGUCAGUGACUUGGAUGUGAACAAGCUGAAGCUUCUUAUUCUCAACCUCUCGUUUUUCUUUGACGCUUACAUCGAAGUCUUCAGUCCUUACAGCAAUAAGGCACAAAACAAAGCCGUUCCAGAUAAUAAAUUGGCACAAUACAAAGACCAGAUUUUGAUGAUUUUAAGCAAAAGUUUAAAAGGGAGCUCUAAAAGCGAGGUAAGCUUGCGAACUUUGUCUGUCGUUCAACUCACGAAACUAGUCAAAAUGCCGGGCUUCUUAAGUGGGGAAGAAGUCAGCUUGAUAGUUCAAUAUCUCACGGAAACAAUUUUGACAGACGACAACAAGAAUGUUUACUUUGCAUGCUUAGAAGGUCUCAAAGUCACCAGUGAUGUUUCAGAAAAUUCUGUGGUUGAGAUCUCUCUGAAUCAAAUGUUGAAGCACCUAGAGAAGGAAGGAACUCAUACUGUGGUCCUUGGUGAAGAAGAAGCUGUACCAGUUGAAAGGAUUCUGAAAGUUAUUCUGGACUUUACGACCUCUCGACACAAACUUGUGGUUGAAAGUAUUAUCGGGAUUUCAAACAUAAUCUGCCAUUUUUCGAAAUACGUGGAGGAGAAAGAAUACUGCUUCAUGCUCGUGUCCUGCCUAUAUUCUUUAUUUGACAACAACCAAGAAGUUUUAACGAAUGAUGUAGCUUCACAUCUCAAAAAAUCUAUUGAAACAGAACUACUAGCGUCUUCAAAGAAUGUUGCAAUCUACUCCGAUGAUCACAAUCUCCACUUAAUAUCUGCUGUUUUUUAUUUCUUAAAUGUGAACGCCCCACAAGCAAACCAUCAAAUUGAAUUAGACAGAUUCUUGGUCCUUUUUACUGAAGACACCAAGGUUCUAAAGUCACCCGCGAGAUCCGUAAUCAUAUUCGCAAAAUUACUCUCUGCUUUUGACAAAGCUUGCAAAAUCCCCGGUGGGCUGUUACUCAAUGAAAGCAUAAGGCUUCUCAAAGUUCAGCACGAAAAGUGCUCUGAAUUUGAGAAACUUGCUUAUUUAGAGCUGCUUGCUGUUUUGUCGAAUAAGUGGUGCACUGAGGAUAAUGUAAACGCAAACCUGGAUAUUAGCAACACAGCACUAAUUGACCUUGAGAUCGAAGCUUGGUGCACGAAAGGGCUGGCAAUGAAGAAUUCCAAACUGGCAGAAACUUACACAGACAAAUUUGUGAAACUACUGGGGGACGCUGAUAUAGGUCCUGCGAGUGCUAAGCUUUUUGGAGUUUUUGUGAUGGAUAUACCAACUCUUGACAGGAUUAAAGGUAUUUCAUGGAAUAACAACGUCCGACUACUCUAUAAACAAAAACUUUUUAGCGACGUCGCUCCAAAGUUGGUGUCAGGUUACAGUGCUACCAGUGAUAUGUCCUUGAAGGCCAACUACUUACUGGCUCUCUCCCUUUUGCUGAAAAACACUCCCAACAAAAUCACGAUCAAUUACAUUCCAAAUCUACUUUCACUGCUCUUGCAGGCUGUUCAAUUGAAUAACAGUGAUGUACGGGUUUCAGCACUAACUACAAUCAGAGGCACUGUUAACCAGGCUUCUCAACUUAUCACAGAGCACAUACACAGCUUAAUACCCCUAUUGAUGCGCUUGACAAACCCUGAUAAACACAAUGCAUACUUGGUAAGAUUAACGGCACUUGAGAUUUUGCGAGACUUCACAGAUCAUGUUCCUUUGAACUACUUACUGCCCUACAAAGACGAUAUCAUCAAAGGCCUAGCCGUCGCAUUAGACGACAAAAAGCGCAGGGUCCGCAAAACAUGCAUCGAUACAAGGCAAGCAUAUUUUGAAUUAGGCCAGGUUCCUUUCGAAUGA